Vicia villosa (hairy vetch) is the source of this 1311-nucleotide messenger RNA. RefSeq lists its product as uncharacterized. The transcript has a single exon. NCBI's taxonomy places the organism in Eukaryota, Viridiplantae, Streptophyta, Magnoliopsida, Fabales, Fabaceae. The record is from RefSeq and is a predicted model, not a curated record. Bases 1 to 1311 code for a protein of 436 amino acids.
AUGGAUUUCAAAGACCUUUUCCCUGAAGCUGCUGCUCCCGUGUCCUCUCCUUCCAUUCCAGAAGCUUCAAAGGUUCCCUCAGUUGAUUUAGCUCCUCCUGCUAGAUCUUUUACCCAAGCUCUUAAAGGGGUUUGUGACAUCCCUUUCUCUCAAUUUCCACCUCCGGUCAUCAAAGGAGAUCGUCCCUCCAUUACUAUUCCUGAAGAUGAAUAUAAAGCAGGGUUAAAUGACUGCAAAAACAACCUCCAUGGCCGUGUCCUUUGGCCCAAAGGUUCUUCACCACUCACUGUGGCGGCUAUUCGAGUGAAGCUGGCUUCUUUAUGGUCUGAUGUGAAACACUGGGGAAUUCUUUCUCUUGGUAAAGGUUUCUACGAGCUUACCUUUUCUUGUGCUGAAGAUAUGCGAAGAGUGCGUGCCUCUGGAGCCAUCAACUUAAAUCCUGGUAUGCUGAAGCUCUUUGCUUGGUCUAAGGAUUUCAACCCGUCGCUGCAGCAUAACACAGCUGCUCAAGUCUGGGUCAGGUUUUUUGGUCUUGCGCAGGAAUAUUGGAGGCCCCGUAUUCUGUUUGCAAUUGCUAGCUGUGUGGGUACACCGAUAUGCAUUGACUCUGCAUCUUAUAAAUCCAGAUUAGAUAGGACUUUUGGGCAUUUUGUUAGAGUUCUUGUUGAAAUGGAUUUGACUCAACCAUUACAUCAUAAUGUACUUGUAGAACGUGAAGGUUUUGCGUUUUUCUCGGACAUAGAAUAUGAGAAUAUACCGGCUCUUUGUUCCCACUGCAAAAAGACGGGUCAUGAAGUGCAGGACUGUAAGUUCUUGAGAAAAUCUAAUUCCAAUCAGAUCUCUAAAGCUAAGGUCUCGGUUGUCCCUAAAACUAGCGGGAAUCUGAUUAUUGAUCCGGAAAUUCCAGUUCCUGGUGAUGCUUCUAUUGCAGCUAAAUCUAAAGAGGGAAUUUCGGACAACACUGUGGUAGCAGAUGGGGUUGAGGAUCCUCAAAUUAGGAUCUUAGACCCGGUGAUUAAUAACAGCUCCCUUGAAAUAGUUGUUGCUGAUCCGGUUCAUCAGAAUUCCAGUAAUUUUGUUUCUCAGGUGCCAGUGGAUUCAGAAUCUCAGGUUUCAUCUUUUGUUGAUGCUACACAAAAGAGGUUGGGCUUGGACAAGGAGGUCGACGCCGAUUUUCUUCAGGAUUCUUGGGGCAACCUGGAAAAUCAGGAGAAGGGUGAAGGUGCCUUCUCUGCUGCCAUCUCAAAUCUUAACAAGUCACAGGGUACUAAAAAAAGCAAAAAUAUCCCACAAGGUCCCAAGCAGGCCUAA